Messenger RNA from Emiliania huxleyi CCMP1516, 1023 nucleotides. RefSeq lists its product as hypothetical. The coding region runs from base 1 to 1023 and encodes 340 amino acids. Lineage: Eukaryota; Haptophyta; Isochrysidales; Noelaerhabdaceae. The record is from RefSeq and is a predicted model, not a curated record. The transcript has a single exon. Gene Ontology annotation, cellular component: membrane.
AUGACAGUUCGUAGCUGGCGGCGCUUGCGCGACGACGGCGAGAGGGAGGAGUCAACCCGCGCUCCUUGCCUUAGCCUCGGCCUUGUUCUGGUAACGGCGUCUGCGUUGCUCUUUGGCAUUGUCGCUGCAUUCAUCAAGGCCAUCGAUGUCCCUACGCUCGUCCUGCAGCUGGUCCGCUCGCUCAUUGAGUGGUUACUAGGGAUCAUCGCCGCCCUGGUCUACCGGAAGAAGCAGCAGCCCACCUCGAAUCUCGUGCUCCUCCUCUUCGGGCCUGCAGAGCUCCGCGGCUGGCUUGUGCUGCGAGCUUUUCUGUACUGGGUCUUCAUCGCGGGCUGGUGGUUUGCGCUCGCCUCGAUGCCUAUGGGCGACGCGACGACGAUUGUGUACGUGGGCCCGGUCUUUACAGCCACGUUCGCCUUCCUCUUCCUCGGCGAGACGGUCGAUUGGAGUUUCUACCCGAUCGUUGCGCUCGACGCCGUCGGUCUACUCCUCAUCACGCAGCCCAGCUUUGCCUUUGGAGGGCCGGCAAAUGAUGGAUCGUACCAGUCCGGCGCGCUCAGCGCGCUCGCGUCCGCCGUGGUGGCCGGGCUGCUACCCGUGUGCGUGCGAAAGAGCCGCAUGUGUCUCUGGACCGCCGUGAACCAUUGCUCAUCUGCGCUGUCGGCGUUGGUGUUCUCGCCCGCCGCGAUCCUCGCCUGGCUCUGGUACAAGCCGGCGGCGUGGGCCGAGGCGUCGGCGGGGCUCGGCGAGCUGCUGCUCGUCCGAAACUGCGCGCUGCUGGUGGGGGCGACGCUGGUCGGCUUCCUCGGCCUCUCGUUCCAGACGCGUGGCUACCAGCUCGAGCAGGCCGCGCGCGCCUCGGUCAUGACGGUGCUCGAGAUCCCCUUUGCUUACGUGCUGCAGUAUGCGCUCUUCCACGAAGAGCUCUCCCUCCUCGGCCUCCUCGGCGUUGUCGUCGUGUGCAGCGCGACGGUCCUGAACCUUGUCCGUCGACAGCAGCUGAACGACGCGGCAGCGUCAUAG